Columba livia (rock pigeon) is the source of this 6124-nucleotide messenger RNA. Its product is annotated as trichohyalin. The transcript is spliced from 3 exons. Bases 175 to 5676 code for a protein of 1833 amino acids. Gene Ontology annotation, molecular function: calcium-dependent protein binding; calcium ion binding; transition metal ion binding. Lineage: Eukaryota; Metazoa; Chordata; Aves; Columbiformes; Columbidae. Gene Ontology annotation, biological process: positive regulation of cell cycle G1/S phase transition; regulation of phosphatidylinositol 3-kinase/protein kinase B signal transduction; cellular response to cytokine stimulus. Gene Ontology annotation, cellular component: cytoplasm. The record is from RefSeq and is a predicted model, not a curated record.
CAGCUGGGCUUGGCCAAAGAUGAAUCAGGACAAUGUCCACAAAGGGUGUCUCCUUUCUGUAGCUCCAUCAAGGACCCUAUAAAAGGACUCGGGUCCUCUGAUCACUCCGCACGGCUUCACAGGAAUCCCACUUGAUCCUGUUGGUGAUUUGGGCUUGCUUGAAUCUGCAGGAAGAUGUCUCCCUUCUUGGACAGCAUUUCCACCAUCAUCCAUGUCUUCCACAAACACGUAAAGGAAGAUGGAGGCUGCUCCAACCUCAGCCAGAGGAAGAUGAGAGAGUUGAUCCAGACAGAGUUUGCAGAUGUUAUAGCGAACCCACAUGACCCUCAGACGAUUUACAAGAUUCUGCAGUUUCUGGACUUGGAUGAUGAUGGGGAAAUAGAUUUUAAUGAGUUCCUGCUUUUGGUGUUCAGAGUGGCUAGGGCCUGCUACUGGUACCGGUUGAAGGCACCGUGCCUUCUGCAAAGAACAAAGCUGACAGCCAGGGAUAAGUCACUCCAAGAACCUGAAGUUAAGAACAGAGGAAGCCAUCGGAAUCAGCAGGAGGAGGAACGAAAAACCUGUGAGAGCAAUCAUCAUCCUCCUGGUGAACAUGAGCUGCAACAAGACACCAGGAUCAAUGAGCUUGGAACUCUAGAGGAAAUGGGGAGUCAUCACCAGCAACGUAACACACGAAGCAGAAAUAAUGCAAAACGAAGCACCGAGCUGGGGGAGCCAGUCCUUCAGGUAUAUGAAGAACGAAGCCAAGAGCCACAAGACCGAUGUAACAGCCAGAGAAGACGUAAGCCAGUGAAGCUGGACAGACAAGGAGAUGUACAACUCCAAAAGCACAGCAACUUUCAGGCACAUCACACCCAACUAGAGGCAGAUGAAAGGCAGAACCAAGAGAGGCCUCAGCCAAAACAAUUGGCAGAAGUGAGGAGUCACAACCAGACAGAUGAACCUCAACCACUGCCAAACCAGCGCAGAAGCCAUGAGCCAAAUGAGCCAUCACUACAAGCCUAUGAUCAGAAGAAACGUCAUCCACAAGAAGCAGAUAGAGUGAGUUACAAUCAGCCACAUAAAGCUGAAUUACUAAUGGAAGAGAGAAGCCGGGACCACCUACGUGAGCCAGAACAAACUGAACUUGAAGACAGGAGCCGACACGGACAUGAGCUUCAAUUCCUGGACUCAAGAUGCCUGCAUCAGUCAUACAUUCAGGAACCAACAGAGAUUGAUCUGAGGUACAAUAAGACCUGUGAGCUAGAAAGAGACAUCUAUGAAGAAAGGAGAAACCAGGAAUAUCAGCUAAAAAAUGUGAGACAGAUUCAGCAGACUCGUGAGACUGAACAAGAUCAUGGAAGGAGGGAAGAACCCAAGGGGAAGAGGAGGAAUGAUCAGCAACGGGAGCUGGAACUGGAACUCUAUGUGUACCACAACCACCAGACAAGAGAAAGGGAAGAGCGAGGUGCCACCAGAGGCCAGAGAGAGGCACAUGAGAGACGUGACCAUCAAACGUAUGAGACCAAAGACAAAGGAAGGAGACCACGUGAGUCAGUGCAGUAUGAAAGAACACAGGACACCGCAUUGGUGACAGCAGAGGCAGGUGUGAAGAUCCACCACGUCUCCAGGGAACUGGAGCCACGUGAGGAUGGGGAAAGGAGAGACCAUCCCCGUGAGUGCCGAGAGUCAGAGGAUGAGAGGAAGAAUGGCCCCGAAAGACAGAGGGAAGAGCCCAAGCGGGAGAGGAGGAUCGAUCACCAAAGGGAGCGAGAGUUGGAAGUCUAUGAGCGCCACAGCCGCCAGACACGAGAGAGGGAAGAGCGAGGUGCCACCAGAGACCGGAGAGAGGUACACGAGAGGCGUGACCGUCAAACGUAUGAGACCGAAGACAAUGGAAGGAGACCUCAUGAGUCAGUGCAGUAUGAAAGAACAUGGGAGAGCGCAGUAGUGGCAGCAGAAGCAGAUGUGAAGUUCAGGGAACUGGAGCCAUGUGAGAACCUGGAAAGGAGGGACCAUCCCCGUGAGCGCCAAGAGCCAGAGGACGAGAGGAGGAUUGGCCCCAAAAGACAGAGGGAAGAGCCCAAGUGGGAGAGGAGGAUCGAUCACCAAAGGGAGCUGGAACUGGAAGUCUAUGAGCGCCGCAGCCACCAGACACAAGAGAGGGAAGAGCGAGGUGCCACCACAGACCAGAGAGAGGCACACGAGAGACGUGACCAUCAAACGUAUGAGACCGAAGACAAUGUAAGUGGACCACGUGAGUUGGUGAGGUACGAAAGAGGACAGGAGAGCUCGGUGGUGGCAGCAGAAGCAGAUGUGAAGAUCCACCGUGUGUCCAGGGAACUGGAGCCACGUGAGGAUGGGGAAAGGAGAGACCAUCCCCGUGAGUGCCAAGAGUCAGAGGACGAGAGGAGGAUUGGCCCUGAAAGACAGAGGGAAGAGCCCAAGCGGGAGAGAAGGACCGAUCGGCAACGGGAGCUGGAACUGGAAGUCUAUGAGCACCUCAGCCACCAGACUCGAGAGAGGGAAGAGCGAGGUGCCACCAGAGGCCAGAGAGAGGCACACAAGAGACGUGACCAUCAAACAUAUGAGACCAAAGACAAUGGAAGGAGACCACGUGGGUCAGUGCAGUAUGAAAGAACAUGGGAGAGCACAGCAGUGGCAGCAGAAGCAGAUGUGAAGUUCAGGGAACUGGAGCCAUGUGAGAACCUGGAAAGGAGGGAACAUCCCCGUGAGCGCCAAGAGCCAGUGGACGAGAGGAGGAUUUGCCGAGAAAGGCAGAGGGAAGAGCCCAAGUGGGAGAGGAGGAUCGAUCACCAAAGGGAGCUGGAACUGGAAGUCUAUGAGCGCCGCAGCCGCCAGACACAAGAGAGGGAAGAGCGAGGUGCCACCACAGACCAGAGAGAGGCACACGAGAGACGUGACCAUCAAACGUAUGAGACCGAAGACAAUGUAAGUGGACCACGUGAGUUGGUGAGGUACGAAAGAGGACAGGAGAGCUCGGUGGUGGCAGCAGAAGCAGAUGUGAAGAUCCACCGUGUGUCCAGGGAACUGGAGCCACGUGAGGAUGGGGAAAGGAGAGACCAUCCCCGUGAGUGCCAAGAGUCAGAGGACGAGAGGAGGAUUGGCCCUGAAAGACAGAGGGAAGAGCCCAAGCGGGAGAGAAGGACCGAUCGGCAACGGGAGCUGGAACUGGAAGUCUAUGAGCACCUCAGCCACCAGACUCGAGAGAGGGAAGAGCGAGGUGCCACCAGAGGCCAGAGAGAGGCACACAAGAGACGUGACCAUCAAACAUAUGAGACCAAAGACAAUGGAAGGAGACCACGUGGGUCAGUGCAGUAUGAAAGAACAUGGGAGAGCACAGCAGUGGCAGCAGAAGCAGAUGUGAAGUUCAGGGAACUGGAGCCAUGUGAGAACCUGGAAAGGAGGGAACAUCCCCGUGAGCGCCAAGAGCCAGUGGACGAGAGGAGGAUUUGCCGAGAAAGGCAGAGGGAAGAGCCCAAGUGGGAGAGGAGGAUCGACCACCAAAGGGAGCUGGAACUGGAAGUCUAUGAGCGCCGCAGCCGCCAGACACAAGAGAGGGAAGAGCGAGGUGCCACCACAGACCAGAGAGAGGCACACGAGAGACGUGACCAUCAAACGUAUGAGACCAAAGACAAUGGAAGGAGACCACGUGAGUCAGUGCAGUAUGAAAGAACACGGGACACCGCAUUGGUGGCAGCAGAGGCAGGUGUGAAGAUCCACCACGUCUCCAGGGAACUGGAGCCACGUGAGGAUGGGGAAAGGAGAGACCAUCCCCGUGAGUGCCGAGAGUCAGAGGACGAGAGGAGGAUUGGUCCCGAAAGACAGAGGGACGAGCCCAAGCGGGAGAGGAGGAUCGAUCACCAAAGGGAGCGAGAGUUGGAAGUCUAUGAGUGCCGCAGCUGCCAGACACGAGAGAGGGAAGAGCGAGCUGCCACCAGAGGCCAGAGAGAAGCACACGAGAGACGUGACCAUCAAACGUAUGAGACCAAAGACAAUGGAAGGAGACCACAUGAGUCAGUGCAGUAUGAAAGAACAUGGGAGAGCGCAGUAGUGGCAGCAGAAGCAGAUGUGAAGUUCAGGGAACUGGAGCCAUGUGAGAACCUGGAAAGGAGGGAACAUCCCCGUGAGCGCCAAGAGCCAGUGGACGAGAGGAGGAUUUGCCGAGAAAGGCAGAGGGAAGAGCCCAAGUGGGAGAGGAGGAUCGACCACCAAAGGGAGCUGGAACUGGAAGUCUAUGAGCGCCGCAGCCGCCAGACACAAGAGAGGGAAGAGCGAGGUGCCACCACAGACCAGAGAGAGGCACACGAGAGACGUGACCGUCAAACGUAUGAGACCAAAGACAAUGGAAGGAGACCACGUGAGUCAGUGGAGUAUGAAAGAACACAGGACACCGCAUUGGUGGCAGCAGAAGCAGAUGUGAAGAUCCACCGUGUGUCCAGGGAACUGGAGCCACGUGAGGAUGGGGAAAGGAGAGACCAUCCCCGUGAGUGCCGAGAGUCAGAGGACGAGAGGAGGAUUGGCCCCAAAAGACAGAGGGAAGAGCCCAAGCGGGAGAGGAGGAUCGAUCACCAAAGAGAGCGAGAGUUGGAAGUCUAUGAGCGCCACAGCCACCAGACACAAGAGAGGGAAGAGCGAGGUGCCACCACAGACCAGAGAGCGGUACACGAGAGACGUGACCGUCAAACGUAUGAGACCGAAGACAAUGUAAGGGGACCACGUGAGUUGGUGAGGUACGAAAGAAGACAGGAGAGCUCGGUGGUGGCAGCAGAAGCAGAUGUGAAGAUCCAUCGUGUGUCCAGGGAACUGGAGCCACGUGAGGAUGGGGAAAGGAGAGACCAUCCCCGUGAGUGCCGAGAGUCAGAGGACGAGAGGAGGAUUGGCCCCGAAAGACAGAGGGAAGAGCCCAAGCAGGAGAGAAGGAUCGAUCGGCAACGGGAGCUGGAACUGGAAGUCUAUGAGGAUCUCAGCCACCAGACACGAGAGAGGGAAGAGCGAGGUGCCACCACAGACCAGAGAGAGGCACACGAGAGACGUGACCGUCAAAUGUAUGAGACCGAAGACAAUGGAAGGAGACCUCAUGAGUCAGUGCAGUAUGAAAGAACACGGGAGAGCGCAGUAGUGGCAGCAGAAGCAGAUGUGAAGAUCCACUGUGUGUCCAGGGAACUGGAGCCACAUGAGGAUGGGGAAAGGAGAGACCAUCCCCGUGAGUGCCGAGAGUCAGAGGACGAGAGGAGGAUUGGCCCCAAAAGACAGAGGGAAGAGCCCAAGCGGGAGAGGAGGAUCGAUCACCAAAGGGAGCGAGAGUUGAAAGUCUAUGACUGCCGCAGCCGCCAGACUCGAGAGAGGGAAGAGCGAGGUGCCCCCAGAGACCAGAGAGAGGCACGCGAGAGACGUGACCGUCAAACGUUUGAGACCGAAGACAAUGGAAGGAGACCUCAUGAGUCAGUGCAGUAUGAAAGAACACAGGACACCGCAUUGGUGGCAGCAGAGGCAGGUGUGAAGAUCCACUGUGUGUCCAGGGAACUGGAGCCACAUGAGGAUGGGGAAAGGAGAGACCAUCCCCGUGAGUGCCGAGAGUCAGAGGACGAGAGGAGGAUUGGCCCAGAAAGAGAAAGGAAUGAUCCCAAGCAGGAGAAGAGGAUCAAACACCAGCAGCACAUGGUGGUCUUUUAGGAUCAGUUCUGCUAUCUGUUUUCCUCCUAGGUUUUUACUGUGUAUGACAGAGAGGUGUUCAAUGUAUAAGUUUUAAGGGGUUCUCUUUUAGGCUGUUAAGUGAGUUUUGGAUUUUCCAUCUAACAGCAGCUAUGUAGGUAGAGAUUUACCCUAAGAUCUCAAGCUUCUACCUUCCUUCAUUAUGUCUGUCUACCUUAAUGUAUUAUUUAGUCACAUCUCUGCUCUACUUGGUUUCUUUGGGACUCUCUGGCCUUUAUGUCCCUGUCAUCCUUUCUACCCUGUGGCAUGACUGUCCUGUUCUCAUGUGUCCCAUGUCCUGUGCCUGGCUCUCACGAUAGCUUCUGUUGUGCAUUGCAAACAAACAAACAAAAACCCAACAAAAACAACAAAACAAAACAAAAACACACACACACACACACACACAAACAAUCAAACAAUCAACAAAAAC